Molecule: messenger RNA, 7466 nt
Organism: Oryctolagus cuniculus (rabbit)
Lineage: Eukaryota; Metazoa; Chordata; Mammalia; Lagomorpha; Leporidae
Source: RefSeq, a predicted model, not a curated record
GGGGGGAGGGCUCACGGCCACGUGGGGGGAGGGCUCACGGCCACGUGGGGGAGGGCUCACGGCCACGCGACCGCGUCCGCUCUGCCUGCAGGGCCGGGGGCGCGCCGAGCGACCCGGAAGCCCGGACACGCCUCCGCGGUGUCCGGGUUUACACAAGCACUGCCCCGGGACCUGCCAGCAUCGGGGAGACGCCCAGUGCACAGCGCAUCUGCAAUGGCUGAACGUCGGGAUUUCUCCAAACUGGAGCGCGGGGAGGGUGAGGCGGUUCCCCGCGGGCGCCCGGGACUUUCCCACUCACCAGGGAGCACGCCGCCGCCUGCGCUGAGCCGGCCCUUCAAUUCCAGCUCGCCGCCGUCGAGAACGGUCUCCGGACGGCCCUGCACGGAACCUCUAGUCUGUGUUGGCUCUGAGAAGCCGGAAACACCUGCCACAGGCCCCCGCAGCCUCCAACUCGGAGUCGGGGACUUCUAAGUUAGGAAAGCUGCAGAGCGGGGGCGGCAGACAGCAAGCUGUGGAAGCUGACAGGCCCCGGGGCACACAGCCCAGCUGACGUGGGCCGGCUCAGAGAGACGGCUCCAACUCCACGGCUGGACUCCUUCGCUCUGUGGCGCCAUGUUCAUCCACCUGUCAAUCAGGCGACCCCUGACCAGGAAGUACCGCCUCUCACCGCGACGUGGGGCGGAGCCACGUAAACACGUCCGGUUUUCCCGCCUAUAAAAGGCUAGGGAGACCGGAAGUGCACGGUCUCGCCUCUACUGGACUGAGGGUGGACGCAGCAGGGUGUGGUCAUUCCCUUCCUCUGGCCCCGUUCUCCCUGAAUGGAGCCCUAAUGAGCCUGUGUGUUUCCCUCACUUUGUAUGUCUUCACCGUCAUUUACACCUUCGAAGCGCUGCUGAAGAUACUGGCCAGGGGGUUCUGUCUGAAUGAGUUCACUUACCUACGAGACCCUUGGAACUGGCUGGACUUCAGUGUCAUCACCCUGGCAUACGUGGCCAUCGCCAAAGACCUCCGAGGGAUCUCCGGCCUGCGGACAUUCAGGGUUCUCCGAGCACUGAAAACCUUUUCGGUGAUUCCAGGACUGAAGGUCAUCGUGGGGGCGCUGGUGCACUCGGUGCGGAAGCUGGUGGACGUGACCAUCCUCACCAUCUUCUGCCUGAGUGUCUUCGCCCUGGUGGGCCUGCAGCUCUUCAAAGGCAACCUCAAGAACAAGUGCAUCAGGAAUGACUCUGCUCUCUACGACGGGGCCAACUACUCACUCGACAUUGAAAGCUCCUACGUCAACAAGCCAGGCACGUCUGAGCCUCUGCUGUGCGGCAACGGAUCUGAUGCGGGCCACUGCCCUGCUGGUUCUGUCUGCCGUAAAACUUCUCAGAACCCGGAUUUUAACUACACCAGCUUUGACUCCUUUGCUUGGGCUUUGCUGUCUCUGUUCCGCCUCAUGACACAGGACUCCUGGGAGCGCCUCUACCAGCAGACGCUGAGGGCUUCUGGCAAGAUGUACAUGGUCUUCUUCGUGCUUGUCAUCUUCCUGGGGUCUUUCUACCUGGUCAAUUUGAUCUUGGCUGUGGUCACCAUGGCGUAUGAGGAGCAGAACCAGGCGACCAUGGCCGAGAUUGAAGCAAAGGAGAAGCAGUUCGAGGAGACCCUCGAGCUGCUAAGGAAGGAGCAGGAGGUUCUGACAGCGCUGGGGGUUGACACAGCCUCCCUGCACUCCCACAGUGGGUCACCCUUAGCCUCCAAAAAUGCCAGUGAGAGAAGGCACAGAACGAAGCCGAGGGUGUCAGAGGGCUCCACAGACGACAACAAGUCAUCACAGUCCGAGCGUUACAACCAGCGCAGGAUGUCUUUCCUAGGCCUGAACUCUGGGAGGCGCCGGGCUAGCCACGGCAGUGUCUUUCACUUCCGAGCCUCUGACCGAGAUGCCUCAUUCCAUGAUGGGGUCACAGAUGAUGGAGUCUUUCAUGGAGAUCAGGAAAGCCAUCAGGGCCCUGGACAACAAGGCCCUCUCCCUAGGAGCCCACUCACUCAACGCCCCAACCCUGGCUCAGGGCAUGGAAAAGAUGGACACCUCACGUUGCCCACCAGUGAGCCUGCUCCUGGAGCCACUGAAGUCUUGGCCUCUGAUGCAGGGAAGGCGAAGGCGUUCUUGUCAGCAGAGUACUUGGAUGAGCCCCUCAGGACCCAAAGGGCGAUGAGCGUCGUCAGCAUCAUGACCUCCGUGAUCGAGGAACUGGAGGAGUCGGAACAGAGGUGCCCGCCGUGCCUGACCGGCCUGGCUCAGAAGUACCUCAUCUGGGAGUGCUGCCCCACGUGGGUGCGGCUCAAGAGCAGGCUCUUCGAGCUGGUGACCGACCCCUUCACCGAGCUCACCGUCACCCUGUGCAUCGUGGUGAACACCAUCUUCAUGGCCAUGGAGCACCACGGCAUGAGCAGCACGUUCGACACCAUGCUGCAGACAGGCAACAUCGUGUUUACCAUAUUUUUUACUGCGGAAAUGGUCUUCAAAAUCAUCGCCUUCGACCCCUACUAUUACUUCCAGAAAAGGUGGAACAUCUUCGACUGCAUCAUCGUGACUGUGAGCCUGCUGGAGCUGGGCAUGUCCAAGAAGGGCAGCUUGUCCGUGCUGCGCACCUUCCGCUUGCUGCGGGUCUUCAAGCUGGCCAAGUCCUGGCCCACCCUGAACACGCUCAUCAAGAUCAUCGGGAACUCAGUGGGGGCCCUGGGGAACCUCACCAUCAUCCUGGCCAUCAUCGUCUUCAUCUUCGCCCUGGUUGGCAAGCAGCUCCUGGGCGAAAGCUACUUCCAAAACAGGGAGAAAAUCUCUGAAUCCAGCGGGCAGCUGCCCCGCUGGCACAUGCACGACUUCUUCCACUCCUUCCUCAUCGUCUUCCGGAUCCUCUGCGGAGAGUGGAUCGAGAACAUGUGGAGCUGCAUGCAGGUCGGCCAGGCAGCCAUGUGCCUCGUCCUCUUCUUGACGGUGAUGGUGCUGGGGAACCUGGUGGUGCUCAACCUGUUCAUCGCCCUGCUGCUCAACUCCUUCAGUGCCGACAACCUCACUGCCCCGGAGGAAGAUGGGGAGGUGAACAACCUGCAGGUGGCCCUGGCGCGGAUCCAGGUGUUCGGCCGGCGCGCCUGGCAGUCCCUCCGCAGCUUCUUCAGCAGGCACUGCCGGCUCCCCCCACCCAAGGCACAGCCCCCGCUGCCGGUGAAGCUGCCGCUGUCCAGCUCCAAAGCCGAGAACUGCAUUGCUGCCGAUGCGGCCGCGGGCAGCCCUGGAGGGCUCCCAGCUCCCCAGGGCCCCAAGGGUGGACCCGGCGAUUUAAUCAGCAGCUCCACCGUGUGGGUCUCUGUGCCCAUUGCUGAGGGUGAAUCCGACCUGGACGACUUGGAAGAGGACGGUGAACAGGAGUCCCAGAGCGCCGGGCAGGAUGGGGUCCCCAGAGGACAGCAGAAACAGCUGCAGCAAGUCGGGGCACCCGGGAGCCCUGGCUCUGGGACAUCUUCCGAGGACCUGGCCCCGUACCUGCGGGAGAAGCGGGCCGACGAGGACGCGCUUCAGGUGCCCGCAGAGGGCGUGGAGGACACCAGCUCCUCGGAGGGCAGCACGGUGGACUGCCUGGAUCCUGAGGAGAUCCUGCGCAAGAUCCCGGAGCUGGCGGAUGACCUGGAAGAGCCAGAGGACUGCUUCACAGACGGCUGCCUUCGCCGCUGUCCUUGUUGCAAAGUGAACACUGCCAAGUUCCCGUGGUCCGUGGGCUGGCAGGUGCGCAAGACCUGCUACCGCAUCGUGGAGCACAGCUGGUUCGAGAGCUUCAUCAUCUUCAUGAUCCUGCUCAGCAGUGGGGCGCUGGCCUUUGAAGACUGCUACCUGGACAAGAAGCCCACGGUGCAGGCCCUGCUGGAAUACACGGACCGGGUGUUCACCUUCGUCUUCGUGCUGGAGAUGGUGCUCAAGUGGGUGGCCUACGGCUUCAAGAAGUACUUCACCAACGCCUGGUGCUGGCUGGACUUCCUCAUCGUGGCCAUCUCCCUGACAAGCCUCAUCGCCAAGAUCCUGAAGUACUCGGAUGUGGAGUCCAUCAAAGCCCUGCGGACCCUCCGCGCCCUGCGCCCGCUGCGCGCCCUGUCUCGAUUUGAAGGCAUGCGGGUGGUGGUGGAUGCCCUGGUGGGCGCCAUCCCGUCCAUCAUGAACGUCCUCCUCGUCUGCCUCAUCUUCUGGCUCAUCUUCAGCAUCAUGGGCGUGAACCUGUUCGCCGGCAAGUUUUGGAAGUGCAUCAACACCACCGAGGAAGUGUUUUCCAUAGUGCCAUUCUCCAUUGUGGACAACAAGUCUGACUGUAUGGCUCACAAUGACUCUCGCAAGCUCUUCUGGGUCAACGUCAAAGUCAACUUUGAUAACGUUGCCAUGGGCUACCUCGCGCUGCUCCAGGUGGCAACCUUCAAGGGCUGGAUGGAAAUCAUGUACGCAGCUGUUGAUUCCCGAGACGUCAACUGCCAGCCCAAGUGGGAGGAAAACCUGUACAUGUACCUGUACUUUGUCAUCUUCAUCAUUUUCGGAGGCUUCUUCACCCUGAAUCUCUUUGUUGGGGUCAUAAUUGACAACUUCAAUCAACAGAAGAAAAAGAUAAGGGGCCAGGACAUCUUCAUGACGGAGGAGCAGAAGAAGUACUACAACGCCAUGAAGAAGCUGGGCUCCAAGAAGCCCCAGAAGCCCAUCCCGCGGCCCCUGAACAAGUGCCAGGGCUUCGUCUUUGACAUCGUGACCACACAAGCUUUUGACAUCGCCAUCAUGGCCCUCAUCUGCCUCAACAUGAUCACCAUGAUGGUGGAGACUGAUGACCAGAGCGAGGAGAAGGCCCAGGUCCUCAGCAGGAUCAACCAGUUCUUCGUGGCUGUCUUCACGGCCGAGUGUGUGCUGAAGAUAUUCGCCUUAAGGCAUUACUACUUCACCAGCGGCUGGAAUGUGUUUGACUUCAUCGUCAUGGUCCUCUCCAUUGGGAGCCUGCUGUUUUCCGCCCUUCUUAAGUCGGUUGAAAGUCUCAUCUCCCCGACGCUCCUCCGCGUCAUCCGCCUGGCCCGAAUCGGCCGCAUCCUCCGGCUCAUCCGGGCGGCCAAGGGCAUUCGCACGCUGCUGUUCGCCCUCUUGAUGUCCCUGCCCGCCCUCUUCAACAUCGGGCUGCUGCUCUUCCUGGUCAUGUUCAUCUACUCCAUCUUCGGCAUGGCCAGCUUUCCCCAUGUGAACCACGAGGCCGGCAUCGACGACAUGUUCAACUUCCAGACCUUCGCCAACAGCAUGCUGUGCCUCUUCCAGAUCACCACGUCGGCCGGCUGGGACGGCCUGCUCAGCCCCAUCCUCAACACGGGGCCGCCCUACUGCGACCCCAGCCUGCCCACCGGCAGCGGCUCCCGGGGCAACUGCGGCAGCCCCGCCGUGGGCAUCCUCUUCUUCACCACCUACAUCAUCAUCUCCUUCCUCAUCGUGGUCAACAUGUAUAUCGCCAUCAUCCUGGAGAACUUCAGCGUGGCCACGGAGGAGAGCACGGAGCCGCUGAGCGAGGACGACUUCGACAUGUUCUACGAGAUCUGGAAGAAGUUCGACCCCGAGGCCACGCAGUUCAUCGCCUUUUCUGCCCUCUCAAAUUUUGCAGACAAUCUCUCCGGCCCCCUGCGAAUCCCAAAACCCAACCAGCACAUCUUAAUGCAGAUGGACCUGCCCUUGGUCCCUGGGGAUAAGAUCCACUGCUUGGACAUCCUGUUUGCCUUCACCAAGCAUGUGCUGGGAGACUCCGGCGACUUGGAUUCUCUGAAGGCAAAUAUGGAAGAGAAGUUUAUGGCUACUAAUCUUUCCAAAGCGUCCUACGAGCCAAUAGCAACCACCCUCCGGUGGAAGCAGGAAGACAUUUCAGCCACUGUCAUUCAAAAGGCCUAUCGGAGCUACGUGCUGCACCGCUCCUCGGCCCUCGCCAACCCCCUGGGGGUGCCCAGGGCAGAGGGGGAGGUCGGGCCACCCCCAGGAGAUGAAGAUUGUGCGCUUCCAGACAGAUCUGAGAGUGCGUCUGCCACGUCUUUCCCGCCAUCCUAUGACAGCGUGACCAGGGGCCUCAACGAUGCCGUGCGCGCGAGCGCCUCCAGUUCACUGCAAGAUGCAGACGAAGCCACCAGUAACGAGGUGACGGCCCCCGGGCCCUAGCGAGGCUACCCCGCUGGGACAUAUCCGGUUCGGAUGGGUUUCUCUGCUCUGUGCUCGCUCUUGCCCGCUCUGGAGGUCACCCAGCCCCAUCCUCACCACUGCACGCCCCUGGUCACCAAGUCAGAACUGGGCAAGGCUGCAGCUGGGCGAGCCUUCCUCCCGACGGGUGUCAGAAGCCAAGAGGGUCUCCAUGGUGACGUCCCUUCCGAAUUUCACCAUCAGAGCAUGGGGUCUCUUCCUUUCCGGAACACGUCCUGGUCCUUUAACUUCGACUAUGACCAGAGGCCAUGUUUACCAAGACAGACUUCUCCGGACAGAACCCGCAGGCAUGUGGCCGCGUGGAAGCUGCCGUGUUACUUAGGGCCCUGCAUGACUGCAUGCUGAGAGCUGGCGGACAGCUGCCCUGGCCUGGUAACACCUGUGCUCUGCACAAAAGGCCUGGGGGGUUUCAUUCAGAGUUCCUAUUUCUAAAGGGACAGCAAGGCCAGCGCCGCAUCUCAAGACGUCAUCUUGUUUCUUCUUGCGUGUGUGGUGCUGACCGUUGGGAGUCACCUCCCGUUCAGGACUCCUGAUGCCCUGCAGCUUGAUCGGGAGGCUGGGUGGGGCAGGGGGAUCCCUCCCUGGGAGCUGCAGAGGCCGGCCACCCCUCCCACAGAUUGCUGGCAGACCAGGGCCAAGGUCUCCGCCCUCUGCACCUUGGUCUCUCCCAGAGUGAAUGCGUUCGGCACCCCUCCAUCUCAGGGUGGAACUCAGUGGUCACUGUCCCCACUGGUGAUGGGAAAGCACUCUGCUGAGGCUGCGUGGGGAGACCUCUCUGCCAAGUUGCCACGGAGGCUGUGGACGCAUCCCAGAGCCCAGCUCAAAGUCAGACUUUCAGGAGCAGAGUCUGCACGUCCCCUAGGGCCAGAACUCCAUGGUUAGUCCAAUCAAAGAAAGACCGGGGGCGGCGCUGUGGCCGCAUAGGUUAACCUCCACCUGUGGCGCCGGCAUUCCUUGCGGGCGCCGGUUCAAGUCUUGGCUGCUCCACUUCCAGUCCAGCUCCUUGCUCAUGCACCUGGGAAGGCAGUGGAAGGCGGCCCAGUGCUUGGGCCCUGCCCCCCGUGUGGGCGGCCCAGAGGAAGCCCAGGCUCCUGUUUUCAGAUGGGCCCUGCUCCAGCCAUUGCAGCCUUUUGGGGAGUGAACCAGCAGAUGGAAGACCUCUUUCUCUCUGUCUCUCCCUCUCUCUCUCUCUCUGUAACUCUGCCUCUCAAAUAAAUAAGUAAAUCUUAAAAAAGAA